Molecule: messenger RNA, 933 nt
Organism: Brettanomyces nanus
Lineage: Eukaryota; Fungi; Ascomycota; Pichiomycetes; Pichiales; Pichiaceae
Exons: 1
Coding region: 1-933 (310 amino acids)
Biological process (GO): carbohydrate metabolic process
Cellular component (GO): extracellular region
Molecular function (GO): cellulose binding
Source: RefSeq, a predicted model, not a curated record
AUGGUUUCUAUAUUAUCCAGUUCCCCUUCAAAACUCAUAACCAUCAGUCUAGCAUUAGCCCAGCUAUAUAUCCCUGCUGUCCUGGCUGCCAAUGGCAGUAUGGACGAGUAUCCUGAUAUGCCAGCACUCGAUGGUAGCAGUUCUAGUGAAUCUUCUGAAGAUGCUUCCACUUCUGCUGAUGCAGCCAAGGAAAAUACUACAAAGGCAGUGACUUUAGCUACCUCAACCGCCAAAACUGCUGAAGUUGCAGAGACAACUGCUUUGGCAAGAAAUUCUUUGGCUGUAGCCGCUACGUCUGCUGCUGCUGCUUCUUUGGCCGAUAGCCCUAUUUCCGAAAAUGCAAGCACCACCAUCUGGUGGACUCCUACAUCUUCUACCCUUUCUGCUACUGCUUUACUUCAGGGAGUUUCAGAUACAGCAUCUUCUUUUACAAUCACCGCCUCCUCUGCUGCUUCUUCUUCUCUAGUUACUGGAGGUACUUGUGGUGCUGCCUAUGAACAGUGUGGUGGCGAGGACUACACCGGUAACACCUGUUGCCAAGAAGGCCUUACAUGUGUUACGCUCAACAGCUACUGGGCCAGAUGUAUCAGUGAAUCUACUUUGGGAACUGAAAGCGUUUCGGGAACCAGUGUGAUUUCAACAUCCACCGGCAAAUCAGGAUCCAACGUUACCCUAUCUACCAGUGUUUCCUCUGAAGUGAUAACCACUGAGUACGACACUACUUAUCUUACAACCAUAACAAGCAAUGGAACUACUUAUGAAACUUCUGCCACCUCUCAUGUCUUGAGCAGUGAAAUCAAGGCAGUGAGUAGUGUUGUGACGGUUAAUGGAGCUCCUUCUAACUUCUAUGCACACUACCAAAGUGGUAAUAACUGGAGUUUGAAAUUGGCCGCCGGUGUCAUUGGACUUUCCUUGAUAUUGACCGGAAUGUGA